Messenger RNA from Thalassophryne amazonica, 2572 nucleotides. It is a transcript of the gene egfl6, whose product is annotated as EGF-like-domain, multiple 6. Gene Ontology annotation, cellular component: membrane. The transcript is spliced from 13 exons. The record is from RefSeq and is a predicted model, not a curated record. Lineage: Eukaryota; Metazoa; Chordata; Actinopteri; Batrachoidiformes; Batrachoididae. Gene Ontology annotation, molecular function: calcium ion binding. Bases 188 to 1807 code for a protein of 539 amino acids.
GUCAACACAAUUCUGGAAUUUCAGACAGGAGGAAGCACAUUACGGGACACAGAGUAUAACUCGGAGACAGAGGGAGUGUCAGCGGGGUGAAACCUGGCGUGCUUCACGUCAAGAACUCAACUGAUUCUUCUGUCUACAUAAUUAAAUUCAGAGCAACUAAAAUCAGCCGUGUUGCCCAGUUGGAGGCAUGCAGCCAUUCAGUUUGGUCGGUGCUCUUUUCCUCCUGCUUCAUGUCUUAUCUGAUAGUGCAGAUGCUCAUCGGCAUUACCGACAAGUUCUCUCUGGAAACCAACCGGGGGUUUGUCGCUACGGAAGCAGACUUGAGUGUUGCUAUGGCUGGAAGAAGACCACCAAAGGACAAUGUGAAGCUCAGUGUGAGCACAGCUGCAGGUACGGAGAGUGUGUCGGCCCCAACAAAUGCAAAUGUUUCCCGGGAUUCAGUGGAAAAACAUGCAGUCAAGAUUUGAAUGAGUGUGGCCUGAAGCCUCGUCCCUGUGAACAUCGCUGCAUGAACACAUAUGGCAGUUACAAGUGCUAUUGCCUCAACGGGUACACCUUAAUGUCUGAUGGAUCUUGUACCAACUCCAGGACUUGCUCCCUGGCUCACUGCCAGUACGGCUGUGAGGAAGUAGAAGGGGAGAUCCACUGUCUCUGCCCAUCUGCAGGUCUUCAACUGGGGCAAGAUGGUAGAACUUGUGUCGAUAUUGAUGAAUGUGUAACUGGAAAGAACCUCUGCCCAUUCAACAGAAAAUGUGUCAACACCUUCGGCAGCUACUACUGCAAGUGCCAGGAUGGCUACGAUCUCAAGUAUGUUGAAGGCAAAUACGACUGCGUAGAUCUUGAUGAGUGUACAUCCGGCACUCAUAAGUGCAGCCACCAUGCAACCUGUCUGAAUACUCAAGGAUCCUACAAGUGCAGGUGCAAGUCUGGCUUCAGAGGAAAUGGUUUUGAAUGCUCUGUCAAACCAUUUUAUCAGAGCUCAUCGGCUGGAGACAAGGGCAGUGCAGAUGAUUUCCUCAAUGCCAUCCCAGACUUCCAAGCGAGGCCUGGGUUUCUUGGAGGUACGCUUGACAAUGAGCACAUCAAAAAUAUUAUCCCAGAACCAGAGGUGACGCCACCACCUAAGCUCCGCCAGCAGCCUUUUGACUACGAUGAGGAGGUGUACGUUGGCAUCCCGGCUGAGGACAGACAGGAGGAGGAAAUUCCUGAGGAUGAGGAGGAAGAAGAGGAAAACAACCAGGUUAAUCCAAGAGGAGAUAUUUUCACAUCAGAUGACUUUGAGUCCAUACUUGGUCCAGCCACAGAAGUGAAAGAAAUCCAAAUAACACCAAGUCAGGAAGAUUUUAUCAUGGAUUGCAAUUUUGAUCAGGGAGCAUGUGAGUGGCUGCAAGACAGAAGUGACGACUUGGACUGGACGGCAGCCGACCACCAGAAUGGGGAGCAGUACUACAUGGCCGUGAGCGGGCUCAUAGGCAAGCGGGCUGACGUGGCAAAGUUGAAGCUGCUUCUCAGCCAUCGGACCAAACACGGCGCCUUCUGUCUCAGUUUCGACUACCGUGUGGUGGGCCGUAACGUGGGGACACUCAAGGUUCUUUUGGAUAACACCGCUUACCCGUUAUGGGAGCAGAGCUGGAGUGCAGGUCAGGGCUGGCAGACAGAGCUUCUCACUUUAACCUGGCGGGAAGAAGUACCACAGUCUAUUAUCUUUGAAGUGGAGCGUGGGAGUGGCGUCGGAGGGGAGAUCGGACUGGACAAUGUCGUGUUGACCUCAGGGCCAUGUCAAGAGGAGGCGGAGCCAAUCUUUUAAGAACCACUCAUCAGCAACUUGAAAAGCCUCUCUGCGUAACACAUGUCAAAUAUUCCCCCUUUAACACGCAAUAUAGUUUAUUCCUUUGGAUGUUCACAUAAUUAUCUCUGCCAUGCAAGGAGAUCAUGUUUUCCCCGGUGUUUGCCUGUUUGUUUGAUUAUGAGCAGGAUAACUCAAAAAGUAAUGAAUGGAUUUCAGUGAAAUUUGGUGAGCUGAUGGAUAAAAUCAUGAAAAAAUUGGGAUUUUAUUUUGAAUUUGAUCCAGAAUAUAUUUUGGAUCAAGGAUCCAGAAUAGCUUUUAAGCAAUAUGUGGCCUUGCCGGAGGUAUGCACUCUCUUCUAGUUCUAUUUUAGUAUAGUCAUAAGUUAUCCUCGGAUCAUAUAAUCACUAAAGAUAUGACAUCUCAAAGGAAAAUUAUGGUUGGUGCAUACAUCAACAUGUUGCUGCUACACCCACUUUCACUCUUAAUUUUUUUAGUGUGGCAUCUGUGACAAGAAAACUCAGACCUCAGGUAACGAAGACGUGCCAACCUUUGUCUGUUAACUGUGUUUAAAGAAACAGUUGCUGUGUUUGUGUGAGAUUGUGAAUUUACUGAAGUAACUGGCAGUUCUCUAUGACUUGCAAUGUGAAGUCUCAGGAGAACCAUAUCUGAAAUUUAAUCUUUGAUUAAGAUGUUUUUGAAGGCUGAUUAGUUUAAAUCAUCAUAAGUGCAUAACUGCUGUAAAUUAAGCGUUCAUGUUAUUGCAUUAAAAUGUUGUUUUUGGUA